AAGAGCCAGAAAAAACCCUGAGAAUUACCGCUCUAGGGUUUCUCUCUCAACAUCUCUCUAGAUUCUUUCCCCCAAUUCGCUAAUAGUAAUAUACACAAAGAUACACAUAUACGUACACAUAGACACAAAUUGUUGUACCUAGGUUUUGCCUCCAUGGAAGAAUUUCAGGGCGGAGAUUCAACUCCGCAGCCAAUCGAUUCGAAUUCAUUGUUUGAUGCAUCUCAGUAUGCCUUUUUCGGAAAUGAUGCCGUGGAGGAAGUUGAGCUGGGAGGAUUAGAAGACGAAGAGGAAGAUGAAAUUGAGUAUGUUCCCGCGGGUGGAGUUGUUGAUGAUGUUGAGCAGUUGGAUAGAGACGAGUUGAACAAGGCAGUCAGCAUUUCAGGAAGUGCGGACGGUACUAACGAUUGGGGAUCCAGAGGAAGUUCAUUUGCUCAGGAGUGGUUAUUACCGGAGUUGGAAUCUCCUAACUUGUACAAUCAGCAUCCUGGGGAAUCAUAUCUUUUGCACAGAACAUCUUCGUAUCCUGAGCAGCAGCAGCAACAUAUUUUCCAGCACCAGCACUUCUCCAGUGAACCAAAUUUUGGUCCAAAAUCAUCUUUUACUUCUCAUCCACCCCCUGGAGGCAGAUCUUUGCAACCUUUAUCCAACCAGCUACACAAUUCCAACAUUCAUCAUCUACCAGGUGGGAACCAACUGCAACUUAAUGCACCCAGUCAUCUUCCCUUCUCCAGUUCCCAGCUACAAUUUACUGGAUCUCCUCAUGGUUCUCCAUUCGGUGAACAUCUGUCUCAGUUAGCUCUUCGUGCUCAUCCCGUUGACAGUCAACUGCAAAACCAAUAUAUCAACCGCACAGGGUCAUAUCCUGGAGAUAAUUCCCUCCUCACAAACAAAAGCUUGCAUCAACAGUUACCUAAUCUAAAUGGUUUAAUGCCUCCUCAGUUAAUGCAACAACAUAGAAUGCACCGUCAGUUUCAGCCUUCAUUUGGCCAUGUAUCAGGAUUGCAGCGGCAGCCAAAUAAUCGGCAUCUUCCUCCUGCUCAUCAUAUGAUGAAUAAUUUUGAAAUGCUUGGAUCUACUGAUUUGAGAGAUCAAAAACCCAAGUUGUUCCUAAAAGGAAGGCAAGGUAUCCCUUAUUCAAACCAUGGUUUUGAUGCAAGCAACCAAUGGAAUGAUAGUGGAUGGCCAAGGUUUAGAGCCAAAUAUAUGAGUGCUGAUGAAAUCGAGAACAUUCUGAGAGCGCAGCUAGCUGCUACUCAUAUUAACGAUCCAUAUGUUGAUGACUACUACCACCAAGCUUGCCUAGCAAAGAAAAGUACUGGUGCUAAAUUGAGGCGCCAUUUUUGCCCUGCCAACCUCAAGGAUCAUCCUUCCCGUGCUCGAGUUGAUAAUGAGCCUCAUCCCUUUCUCAAGGUUGAUGCUCUUGGGCGGGUUUGCUUCUCUUCUAUUCGAAGACCUCGCCCACUUCUUGAAGUUGACCCACCAAAUUCAUCAGGGACCGACAGUACUGAUCAAAAAGGAAUGGAGAAGCUAGGGGAGAAGCCCUUGGAACAGGAGCCAAUGCUUGCAGCCAGAGUAACAAUUGAAGAUGGCCUUUCUCUUCUCCUUGAUGUUGAUGAUAUUGACAGGUACCUACAGUUCAAUCAUCUCCCAGAUGUUGUGGUGCAGCUAAGGGGACGUCGGCAGGUCUUGCUUGAGGAUCUUCAAUCAUCACUUCAACUUGUUGACCCGCUUGGUGAAAAUGGGAACACUGUAAAUUUGUCUCCCGAAGAUGACCUUGUUUUCCUUCGAUUAGUCUCUCUUCCGAAGGGCCGAAAGCUCCUAUGCAGGUACCUUCAGCUCCUCUUUUCUAGCGCUGAACUCAUUCGGGUAGUAUGUAUGGCCAUAUUUCGUCAUUUGAGAUUUUUGUUUGGGACCCCGUCCGCUGACCCCAAGACUGCUGAAACAACUACCAAUCUUGUGAAAAUUGUUUCAUCCUGUGUUCGUGGAAUGGACCUUCGAGCACUCGGGGCUUGUCUUGCUUCAGUUGUUUGUUCUGCCGAGCAUCCACCUCUCAGACCCCUUGGGAGCUCUGCAGGAGAAGGUGCUUCUGUUAUUCUGAUAUCUGCACUUGAAAGGGCUACUGAACUCCUAAGAGAUCCUCAUACUUCUGCGAACUGCAGUAUCCCGAAUAGAAAAUUUUGGCAGGCUUCUUUUGAUGUAUUUUUCAACCUUCUUACAAAGUACUGCAUCAGCAAGUAUGACACUACCGUGCAAUCUCUUCUUGCACAGGGUCUUGCAGAUACGUCUACUAUAGGUUCAGAGACAACAAAAGCUAUGAGCAGAGAAAUGCCGGUAGAACUUUUACGUGCAAGUCUACCUCAUACGAAUGAACAACAGAGGAAGGUUUUGUUGGACUUUGCACAGCGAUCGAUGCCUAUGCUUUGAUUAAAGUCAAUUUUAGAAGAAUUCGUGAAGCCUAUGUUUAUUUAUUCUUCAAAGGUCAUCAUUUAGGUGCCAUACAUUGAGAUUUCCUUCCUUUACUUGGUGUGACUAGUUUGUUGCACCACCUAAAGGAGGAAAUAUGUAGUUAUUGGCC
Daucus carota subsp. sativus is the source of this 2575-nucleotide messenger RNA. RefSeq names its product protein PAT1 homolog. Bases 154 to 2424 code for a protein of 756 amino acids. The transcript has 5 exons. The record is from RefSeq and is a predicted model, not a curated record. Gene Ontology annotation, molecular function: RNA binding. Gene Ontology annotation, biological process: deadenylation-dependent decapping of nuclear-transcribed mRNA; P-body assembly. Gene Ontology annotation, cellular component: P-body. Lineage: Eukaryota; Viridiplantae; Streptophyta; Magnoliopsida; Apiales; Apiaceae.